Messenger RNA from Cryptosporidium muris RN66, 1584 nucleotides. RefSeq lists its product as uncharacterized. The transcript has a single exon. The coding region runs from base 1 to 1584 and encodes 527 amino acids. NCBI's taxonomy places the organism in Eukaryota, Apicomplexa, Conoidasida, Eucoccidiorida, Cryptosporidiidae. The record is from RefSeq and is a predicted model, not a curated record.
AUGCAGUUAAACAAUCAAUCUAAACCUGUAUUCAAAUUGGAUCUAGAAAAAUUGAAUGAAUAUCCAAAUAUAGAUUAUAUAUCAAAUUGUAAAUCAAAAAGUAGUGAAACAAAUUGGGUUGAACGUUUAAAAGAAAUUGAAGAAGAAAAUGUCAGACUAAGAGAGGUCAAUGAACAAUUAUCUCGUACUCUUAGUAUGACUACUAGAUCUUUAUCCUUUAGAAAUAAUACUAUGAAACCAUUAUUACUUCAAAAUAAUACAUUUCAAGUUAUUCGAACUAAUCAAUUUAGUUCUUUAACGUCAAGGGAUACAAUAACAAAUCCACUAGCUAAAAAUAUUAAAGAAACAAUAAAUAGAGCAUUGGGUGAAAGGACUGAAAUAGCUUUAUCAGUAAAUAUAUAUGGUGAAGAAUAUUACUUAGGAUUAGAACCAACAUCAAAAUCUAAUGCUGCUAGAGUAGUUCUACUUAGAACACCAUCUUUUUGGAAAAUACAUAAGCUACCCCAAUUUUGGUUAGGAUUAUCAAAUAUUGUUUCUUCAGUUAUUAACAAGGGUCUUUUAAAAACACUAAGUUAUUGGUCAUUUUUACCGAAUCCCCCUAAUUCUACAGAAUAUGAAAAAGAAUGGGAAGCUAUAAAUUUAAAAUAUAUAGGACCAAAUACAAGAUUUAAGGGAUAUUCUCUAAUAGCUAAUGAUGAUGGUUUAUUUGUUUGUUUACAAAGUAAAGAGGAUUCUUAUGAAACUGUAUUUUAUUCUAAUAAAUUACAUAAACAAAAUCUUACUUUGUUUAACAAUAACAUGGAAGAUUAUACUGAAUCAUUCCUUAAUUUACUUCAUGCUAGUACUCAACAAUAUCUAAAUCUAGACCCUCGUGGAAAUUAUCGUCAAGGUAUAUCAAUAAAACUUUCUGAUAAUAAUAAAAAUCAACUUUUAUUUAAAGAAAUAACUACAGAUACAGUUUUAACUACACAACUAAUGCAACAAUCAACUAAUUAUACAUCUUUAGAAUCUGAACUAAGUACCUAUAAAGAAAUUAAUUCUUAUAACUUUAAUAAAGAUAAAGAUAUUUAUACAACUAAAACUACUAGAACUGUAGAACCUUGUUCUUCAAUUGGGGAAGUGAAAUCAAAUUAUAAUUUAAUUUUAGGUUCAUCACUAUUACCUAAAAGUAAUAAUAUUGAUCAUGGGACUCCAAAAUCUUUAAGUGAUAAUAAUCCAUAUUCUUUAUAUUCAGAAAAUAAUUCUAUUAUGGCUCCAAUAGAUAAUAAUUUGCAUACAAAUAUUUAUCCUCAAACAAUUAAGGAAUCAAGCCCAAUAUGUUCUCCUAGAAUCCGUGCUCAUAAUGUACUUCCUUCACAACAUUCUUUAGUAUCAGAUUAUCAUGAAGUUCCUCUUAAUAGAAGGUUGAAUAUAGUUUAUGUCCCAUCGACUACUCCAGUACUUGUACAUGAUUUAGUAGAUUCAGAAGAUGAUUUUGAAUCAGUAAGUAGCACAGAUAGACGCCAAAUUAGUGAUGUAGAGCUUGAAUAUUUUGAAUAUAGUAAUCAAUAUACUUCUGAGGUUAAAUUUGGUUCAUUAAAUUAA